CGAGAAGUGGCAGGCCGCGCAGCAGAAGCAGGCCCAGAGCGCCGCGGCGCCGGAGGUGCGGCGCGCGUGCUGGGAGGACCUGCAGGCGGUGCUGCCGCGCCUGAUCCAAAACAGCGCUGGGCGCCUGCCCCUGAUCGCCUGGUGAAGACGGCCUUCCGCGACAUGAUGCACUUCGAGCUCAGCGAGACGGCCCUGGGCCACACGCAGCUGUCCUGCGUGUUCAAGGACCCCCACCUGCGGAACAGCUGCAGCCUUGACAGCCAGGGGUGCGAGCCGGUGAUCGUCCCCGCCGCCCUCCACCGCCGCUUGCCGCCCGCGCCCUCCCUCCCGGUGCAGCUCCAGCUUGCAGGCCUCCGGAAGCCCGCCGCCCACGCCCCCAGCGACAGCUGGCAGCCUGGGGCUCCCGCGCACGGCGCUGCAGGAAGCGCCGUCGGCGCGGGCUCCCGGGAGGUGCCGGAUGCCGCGGCGGGGCCGUCCCAGGAGGACGCAGACAAAGCCAGCGACGCGGACUCGGGGCCGUGCUUCGACGACGUCCCCUCGAUCUCCCAGCUGCGCAUGCACCUGGACUUGAGCAGCGAGUGCCCAGAGAUGCAGGGCGCGACCCCGCCGGCGGGCGACGGCGCGAGCGGCGCCGCCGCAGCCGCCUGCGCGGCGCAGCCCCCUUCGCGCAAGGGGGCGGCCGGGUGGACCCCAGGCACGUCAUGAGGAGUCUGCUGGCGGCCUCCACGGCCUUGGAGACGCUCGGCGUUCGCCGCCCGCCCCCAGCGUCUGGUUCUCGCCCCGGACGCACCAGCGG
This is a messenger RNA of Prorocentrum cordatum, 796 nucleotides long. Lineage: Eukaryota; Dinophyceae; Prorocentrales; Prorocentraceae. The record is from the annotation of a GenBank genome assembly.